GUCCGCAGGAGGCGCGCCCCCGCACCGGAUCGAGAGCGCGCGUCCAACUGUCACCAGAGUAUCUCCCACAGCUGCUGCCAGUUCGCGGCAUGUGUCACUGGCCUGGCUGACCCAGGGGAGAGGAUAACAGUCCGACCUGCUAGCAUCCAUUUGGACGUCGGAUGCAGCCUUUUUAAAGCCUACCAACCGUGACAUGAGAAGCUCCACUGGACGGCGAAGGAGAGAAUGAAAAUAGUGGAUUUUGUUUCUACUCGUCGGUACCGCGUCGAAGAAGAGGGGUCGCUAACAAGUCUCAGAGAGUUGUCUUUGGCAGAGGGCAGCAGUGAAGUCAAUGACAAAAUGGAGUCUCAAGGCUUUACUCUAGAUUGCAGAUUUUGACAUGAAGAAGGACAUAGACACAUUGAUAGCAGAAGAACGUGCUGAAAUCCUUUCCAAAUAUGACAAGGGCCGGCAAGAGGGUGUCAGUAUUGACCCCUGGGAGGAUGCUGACUUCAGCAUCUAUAAGGUCACGGACCGCUUCGGGUUCCUUCAUGAGAAAGAGCUACCUACACCUAGUGUGCUUGAAGAAAAGCAAAAGCAGCAGGAACUUGAGCGUGCGGACAAGUGGCUUAAGAUGGUGAAGAACUGGAGCAAGUAUAGGAACAGUGAGAAGUUAGUGAAGCGUGUGUACAAAGGCAUCCCCCUCCAGCUCAGAGGCCAGGCUUGGGCAUUACUUUUGGACAUAGAAAAGGUUAAACAAGAUAAUGAAGGAAAAUAUGAGAAAAUGAAGCUGCAGGCUCGUAACUUCUCCACGGAGAUCAAACAGAUUGACUUAGAUGUCAAUAGAACCUUCAGGAACCACAUCAUGUUCAAGGACCGCUUUGGAGUCAUGCAACAGGCACUGUUUCAUGUACUAGCAGCUUACUCUGUCUACAACACGGAGGUGAGCUACUGUCAGGGGAUGAGUCAAAUCGCCGCCAUCCUGCUCAUGUACCUGAACGAGGAGGACGCCUUUUGGGCUCUGUCGCAGCUCCUCACCAACAGCAAGCAUGCCAUGCACGGUUUCUUCAUCCCGGGAUUUCCCAAACUGCAUCGUUUCCAGGCCCACCAUGAGCGGAUCCUCUCCAAAAUGCUGCCUAAACUGAGGAAGCAUCUGGACAAGGAGCAGAUGACUUGUGGGAUUUACACCACCAAGUGGUUUCUCCAGUGCUUUAUUGACAGAACACCCUUCACCCUCACCCUGCGCCUGUGGGACAUCUACAUUCUGGAGGGGGACAAGAUGCUGAGCGCCAUGGCUUACACCACCCUCAAGUUACACAAGAAGCGUUUGCUGAGGUUCCAGUUAGAGGACUUGAGGGAGUUUCUUCAGGAGCAGCUGGCUGCUUCCUACUUUCUUCCCGAUGACGUGGUGGUGGAGCAGCUGCAAGUCGCCAUGGCUGAGCUGCGGAGUAAAAAGUUGGACCAGCCUCCUCCAGCAAAAUCUGAGGAGCUGCCAAAGAAACCGCUCGGCCAAGAGAGGCCGAUCCUCCUGCUGCCUCUGCAGCCCGACUCUCCCGUGGAAGUGAAAAGUGAUCUGCACAACACACACAGCAUCACCUUGUCUCCUUCCACGCCUCAGCAAACAAGAAGCCCCAGCAGUUCCAACACGCCCCCUUUGGCCUCGCCUGACCCCGAUGCGGCACACGUGCAAGCCAGCCCUUCUCCCAUCAUGCCUUGCAGGGCUCCUCCGCUCCCUCCUAAAGCAGUAAAAAAGCGUGCUGGCCAGGAGGAGCCCGUGGACUGGCCACCUCCGUACGAAGCUCCUAGUGUAGACGUCCUCAGCGUGCACGCGGAGGACAUGUUGGACCUGCCAGAUCUUCCACCUCCACCACCGGUGGACGAUGAGCAGAAAGACAGUCCUGCGGUCCAAAUUCCUUUCAAUCCGCCUCCCCAAGUGUUCCCCAAACCGCACGCAUCCCCUCCUCACGCCUUUGCCGCAUCAGCAAACUCCUCCCCCAGGCUCCCUCCCCCCAAGCCCACCAAGUUCCCGGUGUCUCUGUUUGUCCCGACAUCAGCAGCAGACCGGCGGCCCUCCAACACCUCGCAGUACGACAACCUGUCUGAAGACGACGACCGCGGCCCGGAGAGGCCGCUGGGCUCCACCCCCGAGGAGAUUCCCAGCAUGCACCUUGGCCCGUCGUCCGCCUAUGACCCCGCUCGCUACCCGCUGCCCUCACCUCCCGUGUUCAUUCCCCCGUCGCCAUCUCCCCUUCUCCCCCUGCGCUGCGCUCUCCCCAGUUUGCCUCAGGAGGCGGAAUAUGAAGGCGAGGACAGCUGGGUGGGGGACGCCAUCAUCCCCCCUCCCCCGCCCUGCUUUGCAGACAGACUGUCCCCCGUACAGGGUCACGCCGACGCUUCCCCCUCCGCCUACUGCAAGCCCUUCUCUCGCGGCCCCAGGGACCAUUCCGCCUUCCCAGCACCACUUUUGUACACCAGGUCCCCCCCGGGCCAUUCCAGGCCUUCUCAGCUGACAGUCGGGGUGCCGGCAGUCCGAUCCAGCCCGGACUUUUGCAGAAUGCCUCCAGGUGGACAGCAGCUGCCUAAGUCAGUCACCUUUUGAAGACGUGCGGACUGAUUACAUUGAAAUAGGGCCAGUAGAUAAGGUUUUUUGUAUUAUUAUUAUCAAUAUGCACACAUUUCUAUGAUCCUUUUGUAAGGUUCACUUCUCUUUCCUGAUUGUCAGAUUUUUUUGUAUCGCGACACAUUGAACCGUUCAGCUUUUCUUAUUGGUGUGUUGUUCCAUAACAUCACUUAUCCUUUCCAAAAAAGUGUCUUAAAGUGUGUCAAUGCUCACAUUCGGUCCUUCAUUUCACCCCAAGCCUUCGCUCAAAUCACUUUCUUUAUUUAAUUCAACACAUUUUGGAUUUGAUUAAAAAAAAAAAGGCUUUAAAACAGACGUUUGUGAUGUCCCCAAUGGUUUCAUUGUAUUGGUUCUUCUAUGAAGUAACUACAUUUUGUUGGGCUAAAAUGAAACCAGGUUGAUGAUGGAACAAAAAUUUACGAACACCAUCCCCCUCUUGUGGCCAUAACUUAGUAGUUCAUUCAUAAAUAAAUCAUUUAUUGUCUGUUACACUGUCAGUUGAUGCAUAUAGUUAUUUUUCACUUUCUUCAUACACACAUUGAUACAUAAGAGUAGCUGUCAUUUAAUGGCUGGGAGUAAAAUGAAAUGGAAUUGAAGCCAUAUUGGAAUUUAAAAAUGCCAAUGUGAAGCCUGACAUUUAUCAGGCUUGACAAAUUCCACAGAAUACUUGCUGCAUAAGUGUGGUUGACAGAAAAAUCAAACAUAUCUAAAAGCUAUUCCAAAAGUGGACAAAAUAACUUUGGUAUGCCUGUUACUAGUUUUCCAUGAUAUAUUUGCAUUAACUGAAAAAAAAAGUCCUUGACGUGUUUAACAUUGAUUGUUCCAGCAGUUUUUAUACCAACUUGUAUUUUUACUGAAGUGUUGCUGUUUUGUUCUUUUUGACGCAAAAAUAGGAUUUUGUUUGUUAAACAAUGCUUCAGUUUGUUGACAAACGUUGCAUUCAUGUAUUUAUUCAAAGUUCCUUAAGCCUUUCAGUGUGGACUAUUACCAUGAAUGAGACCUCUAUUGUUAUUGUACUGUGAUGUCACAGGUCCAGUUGGCAGCAGACCAAAGCCCCAGUACGUUUAUGCCGUCCAAUGACAAGCAUGCAUCUAAGUUGUUUUUUAAUCUUCAUUUCUGGAAAACACAUCCCCAAUAAAGACAAACAUGUUGAGAGCUAA
Messenger RNA from Nerophis lumbriciformis (worm pipefish), 3759 nucleotides. Its product is annotated as USP6 N-terminal-like protein. Gene Ontology annotation, biological process: regulation of GTPase activity. Lineage: Eukaryota; Metazoa; Chordata; Actinopteri; Syngnathiformes; Syngnathidae. The record is from RefSeq and is a predicted model, not a curated record. Gene Ontology annotation, molecular function: GTPase activator activity; small GTPase binding.